This is a messenger RNA of Chlorocebus sabaeus (green monkey), 2711 nucleotides long. The record is from RefSeq and is a predicted model, not a curated record. NCBI's taxonomy places the organism in Eukaryota, Metazoa, Chordata, Mammalia, Primates, Cercopithecidae.
UUAAGGCCUCAUUCUUCAGUCAGAUUUUCCUUGUUCCCGCGUGUUCAGCCAGUUGUUUUUAAGUUUGUGUUUAAGGAGAAACUAACAAUGAAGACAGACUCGUUGACGGAGGAAAAGUUGGAAUGCAGCCUCUGGUGCUGUUUGAGCGAUCCCUCUCCCGGGCCAGGCCGCUGCUGUGUUCUGGAAAGGUCCAUUGUACCGUCGAGGCGGCAGGAAUCCUAUUCAUCUUCUUCACCAAUAUCGUUUGUGGACUCUGAUGAGCCAAAUCUGACAUCAGUUCUGGAACACCUAGAAGAUACCAAGAACAACCAUUCAAUGGCAAGACUCAAACUCAGGGAAUUAGAUAUGAUAGCCAAGGUCCUCUGGAUUCCCAGGCUCUGUCUGCUAGAUCACAUUUGCUUAGGUACUUUUAACUGACUAUGACUGGCAUAUAUAAUUUUAUAAUCCAUGUGUGACAACACUGCCUAUGUGGCUUUUUUCUUUCUUUCUUUCUUUUUUGGUAGCCUCAUUAAUGCAUUAAUGUUCUCUUGUCUGAAGUUGUAAGUUUCUAAGAAAACAAGGUAGCAAUGAGAAAUUGGACAAUGUCUGGAACUUCUUCCUCAGCCUUUACUGUUGUCAUUCUGCUAGGUAUCAGUUGUAGUGAUUGUACCCCAAGCCAUAGUAACUUUCUUAAACUAGAGGCUCCUGAAAAUAUUUUGAAGAGUAUUUUUUUAAAACUGUAAGCUGCAGUUGGGCAAUAACAAACAUUUUUAUUUCCUACUGGAUUGAUUACAGUAGUCAACAUUAUUGAUGUCUUCUAAGGGCUCUUUGACAUGCUUAUUUACUAAAAUGUGUUUUGUAGCUUCGUCAGCAAUUGAAGUGGUUGAUAUGUGAACUCUGCAGGUUAUAUAACCUUCCUAAGCACCUGGAUGUUGGGUAACAGUUAUGAUAUAGUAGAAAAGGAUACUGAGAGAAUGGGGGCAGACCUACCUUAAAUAGAGUGGGGAGGUGGCACUAAGCUAAAACGGCCAGGAUGAAAAGAAGUCAGAUAUAAAGAGUGGACAGAGGAUAUUAUCAAGCCAAGACACUGAAUGUGUAAAAUCCCAGAGGCAAGAGAGAGAGGGAUGUUUCUGAGGAUCUGAGAGCUCCAUGAACCAGCACAGGGGGUUGCAGGGUGUGGGGGUCAUGGUAUAAUCUAAGAGAGGCCGUCAGAGGCUCGAUCUUGCUGGCCUGGUAGGUCCUGAUAAAGAAUUUGGAUUUUACUUUAUUUGCAGUAGAAAGCUCAUAAUGGUUUUACCCCAGGGGAGUAAACAUAAUCUUAAGGAUGUUUUAAGAAGCCUAUGUUUGAGGCAAACAUUUUAUCCUUUGCUUUAACAUUUGUUCUCUCUCCUUCUAUAAUUUUUUUUUCUGAACAAUUUGAAUGUAAGUUACAUACAUCAUAACUAAAUACUUUGGCUUAUUUUUACUAAGAAUGGAAAUCUCAUAUAACUUUAGAACAAUUAUCAACUUCAUAAAUUUACAUGAACACAAUACUUUUAUCUGAUAUACCAUCUGUAUUCCAAUUUUUUUAGUUUGUCUAAUAGUGUUCUUUAUAGCAAUUUUACCCCUUCCAGGAUCCAAUCUGGGGUGAGAUAUUGCAUUUAAUCAUCAUGACUUUAGUAUCAUUUAAUCUGGAGCAUUCCAGAUUUUGUCUUUCAUUAUAUAAACAUUUUUGAAGAAUACAGUUUCUCCCCUCCAUGAUUAAAAACAAAUGUUCCUCAUUUUGUGUUUAUGUGCUGUUCCCUUGUGAUUAGAUUGGGAUUAUGUAUUCUUGGUAUAAAUUCUAUACAGGGAUGUUAUACCUUCUUUAGAAUAUCACAUCUGGAGGUACAUAAAGUCCACCUGUUCCUCAUCGGUGAUGUUCAUUUUGAUCACCUGAUCAAGGUAUUGCCUGAUUUCUCCAUUGUAUAAUUACUUUUUGUUUUCUCCCUUGCAGCUGGUUAACAGCCUGUGGGGGAACAUUUUAUGUCCAUGCCAGUAUCCUGCUGCUUUUCAGCACUAUUCCCUAGAUUGAGCAUGAUUAUUCUUGUCUGAUCCAGUCUUUACUAUGAAGAUGGCAAAGUGAUGGUUUUCUAAUUUCCCAUUUGCCUCUGUGUUUGCCAUUUAGUCCUUAGCAUAGACUAUAAACUGAGUUCUGGCUUCUCUCUCAUUUUUUUCUAUUAUUGGUUGGACUCAUGAGUUUCCAUAUUUUUUAAUGGUUUACAAUUUAUUACUUAAUUAUUUUUGAAGUUCAGUUGGUUUGGCUGGUGGGAUCCAUUUGAGCUGGUUCCUAUGUCCUUGUAUCAUGUUCCCAUCAUUUUUGUGGAGAGCGCUUCUUUAAUUUCCAGCAAAACAAGAUGCUGUAGGCUUAUCUUGAACCUAUAUGUCUGAUAUCAUUUGGACAAUUGUCCCCUCCAAAUCUCAUGUUGAAAUUUCACCCCCAGUGUUGCAGGCAGGGCCUAGUGGGAGGUGUCUGGAUCAUGAGGACAGAUCCCUCAUGAAUGGCUUGGUGCUGUCCUCACAGUAAUGAUUGAGUUUCCGCUCUUAGCACCUGUGAGAACUAACUGUUUAAAAGAGCCUGGCAUCUCUGUCCCCUCUCUCUUGCUUCUGCUCUCUUGUCAUGUGACCUUGGUACACGUGGGCUCCCCUUUGCCUUCUGCCAUGAGUGGAAGAUUCCUGAAACCCUCACCAGAUGCAGAUGCGGUGCUUCUUGU